ACCCCAACACUCAAGCAAAUACAUUCCUAGUCCACAGAACUUCUCUAUCUUUUCUCAAAUUUUUGUAACAAAUGGAAAUGUCUAGCAAAAUUGCAUGCUUUAUUGUUUUGUGCAUGAUAGUGGUUGCACCCCAUGGAGAAGCACUAAGUUGCGGCCAGGUUGAAUCUGGCUUAGCUCCAUGCCUCCCUUAUCUUCAGGGAAAAGGCCCUCUAGGAGGGUGUUGUCGUGGAGUUAAGGGUCUAUUGGGCGCAGCCAAGACCCCCGCGGAUCGAAAGACAGCAUGCACUUGCCUCAAAUCAGCUGCUAAUGCUAUUAAAGGCCUUAAUCUAGGCAAAGCCGCUGGUAUACCUAGUGCUUGUGGCGUAAGCAUUCCUUACAAGAUCAGCCCUUUUACUGACUGCUCGAAGGUUCAGUAAGGUUGAUGAAAGUUCAAUUUUCCAAGGCAUAAUUGGGGAAAAAUAAGACGGAUAUAUCUAUCGAUCGAUCGAGUUUAAUCCAUCAUUUUAUAAUAUGUUGUCUCUUUUAUUUUGUAUUUUUGUUUGUUGGAGUACUUAUAUGUUGUCGAGUAUUGUAAUGAACUUUGGUGGUUGGUUGUAUUACAACCCAAUCUUCAUAGUAAUAUAUAUACAUCAUAUUUUACUUUUUUUUU
Molecule: messenger RNA, 649 nt
Organism: Solanum lycopersicum (tomato)
Lineage: Eukaryota; Viridiplantae; Streptophyta; Magnoliopsida; Solanales; Solanaceae
Product: non-specific lipid-transfer protein 2-like
Biological process (GO): lipid transport
Cellular component (GO): membrane
Molecular function (GO): lipid binding
Source: RefSeq, marked validated